UCAAUGAUCUGGAGAUGAUGUGUCCAGCUAUUCUCAAUCAGGUCCUGCUCCCUGCCUGCCCUUACACCUCCCCCUCAAACCAUAAUGAUUCUUCAUUGUUACCUGAUCACAAAGUUUGGGGUUAUGGUUUCCUGGCCGUGACCGUGAUAAACUUGGCUGCUCUGUUGGGGUUAUUUCUGGUGCCUUUGACUAAAAAAACAUAUUUUCCAAAAGUCUUGACGUAUUUAAUUGGAUUGGCCAUUGGGACACUGUUUUCAAAUGCUGUACUGCAACUUAUCCCAGAGGCCCUUGGCUUAGAUCCUAAAGAUGAUAACUAUGUGCUAAAUGUAGUUGGGAUUUUUGGUGGAUUUUACAUUUUGUUCUUCACUGAACGAGUUUUAAAGAUGGUACUGAAAGCAGAUACAGAGCUGGGACAUAGUCAUUUCCCUCCCCUGCAGUCAGCUGAUGUCACCAUCACCACCUUUAGCAAUGACGUUGUCAUAAACAGCAUCAGCGGUGACAUCAUCACUAACAACACCACUCAUGAAAUGAACUCUAUCAAUGAAAAGUCCAACAACCCAAGCGAGAGUCCAGCCGUUGAACAGAAUGCAUGCGUGUUAACUUGUCGCUGGCUGAAAGGGGAGGGAAUGUCUAAUAUAAAGACUGUGGCGUGGAUGAUCACUGUCAGUGACGCUGUGCAUAACUUCAUCGACGGUCUGGCCAUCGGAGCGUCCUUCACACUCUCUCUACUCACCGGCUUCAGUACCUCUAUUGCCAUCUUCUGUGAAGAGUUCCCUCAUGAGCUGGGUGAUUUUGUGAUUCUGUUGAACUCGGGCAUGAGUGUUGGUCAGGCUGCAUGUUUUAAUUUGCUGUCAGCGAUGUGCUGUUAUCUCGGUCUUGCAUUGGGGAUCCUGCUGGGCAGUAGUUUUGCUCCAAAUGCUAUCUUUGCCAUUGCUGGUGGGAUGUUCCUCUAUAUCUCUCUUGCAGACAUGUUCCCAGAGAUGAACAGUAUCAUGGCUACACAUUCCAAAGGUUUUCGAGGAAGGGUUGCGUUCUUCCUUAUCCAAAAUGCUGGGCUGUUCACCGGAUUCACUGUAAUUUUGCUUAUUACCCUGUUCGCGGGUGAUAUCAAUCUGGGGUAGAAAGAAAGAAGCGAAUGAAAGUGAGAAACAAGGAACAAUUGUUUUCAGUGCCAGAAACCAAAAACUUGAGACAGACACUGUUGGUUUUUCAGUUUGUAUGUUAGACUUGUGCUGUAUUUGCUGUUACAUAGCACAACAUAACACAAUCAUAUGGUCCUGGAGUACAUGAUUUUUAUUAUAUUGUUUAAUGAGAUUUUGUUGUACUGAUGUGAACAGGCAACAAUGCGGCGCUGUGUGAGGAGGAAUUCCUCAGUGGCAGUGGCAGCCUAGCACUGAGUCUCAGAGCAGCUUUGUCAUCCAAAUGUCAAUGCUGAAGCACCUUUUGAGUGAGACCGUAUCAUGUUCACACAGUCUCUAACCAAAGGAAAUGAAAGUGAAGA
Molecule: messenger RNA, 1501 nt
Organism: Sinocyclocheilus grahami
Lineage: Eukaryota; Metazoa; Chordata; Actinopteri; Cypriniformes; Cyprinidae
Product: zinc transporter ZIP8-like
Exons: 7
Coding region: 15-1121 (368 amino acids)
Biological process (GO): intracellular monoatomic cation homeostasis; zinc ion import across plasma membrane
Cellular component (GO): plasma membrane
Molecular function (GO): monoatomic cation:bicarbonate symporter activity; zinc ion transmembrane transporter activity
Source: RefSeq, a predicted model, not a curated record